UUCCUUAAACUUGAAGACUCAACAGUCAUUAUUCCAAAACAUAUGCACUUCAAGUGUAAAUCACCAAAUAGUUUCACGUUUUGGGAGUUCUGCAUCUCUUCGCCAGUAAAUGAAGCAGCCGCACCUUAGAGCAGGAUUUGAAACCCUAAUCAUGUCGCGGGUUGCUAAUGAAGAUUUUCAGCACAUUCUUCGUGUUCAAAACACGAAUGUCGACGGGAAACAGAAGAUCAUGUUCGCUAUGACAUCAAUCAAAGGUAUCGGUCGUCGUUUUGCUAACAUUGCCUGCAAGAAAGCCGAUAUCGACAUGAGCAAGAGGGCUGGUGAACUCACUGCUGCUGAACUCGAUAGCUUGAUGGUGAAGACCGAUGAAUCUUUGAUGCUAUCACGACGUGGGAUCCAUAUCGAACCCGGGGCUCGCGAGAAGGCUCUCUUGGCAGCGGAUCCCUUCUUGAAACGCUUUAAAUCACAUAAACAGAGUGUGCGAAUCCUCAAAAGGGUGGGAGAUGUUCUAACUAUUGUUGUAGUAGCAGGAUGUUGUUAUGAGAUAUAUGUGAGAGCUGUUAUGCGGGAAGAAGCAAGGAAGAUGGCAGAAGGAAGCACAUAAUGCAUAGCAUUCUGCUUUUGCAUUUCUUGACUGCCUUAAUUCUCCAAAACAUGGGGAGAAUGGGAUAAUGAAGGUCCAUUAUCUUGAUACUAAGUACAUGAAAAUCGUGUUUUGACUUUUGUUUGGGUUGGUGAUAUGAAAAUAAGAUGGCUCCAAACAGUUGAGGCUGCAUUCAACACCAAGAACUUUGCAUGCAAAUUUUGGUUUUAUUUGAACUUAAUGUUUGAAUGCUCUAAAAUGUAUGUGGUUCCUGGUGAGAUUUUCUCACCUUCAAUUAUGAUGCUUUCAUUUAAUGUUUCCGUCGCUAAAGAAGGCCUUACCUUCAGAUCUUGGAAGUAAUUUUGGUUUUUGGAUGCACCAAUGCAACUGCCUAUGUAUUACUAUUCUGCUAAUUGUAAUGUUUGUCGCAUCUGUGCUAGUGAAUGAUGCUAAA
Molecule: messenger RNA, 1037 nt
Organism: Solanum dulcamara
Lineage: Eukaryota; Viridiplantae; Streptophyta; Magnoliopsida; Solanales; Solanaceae
Product: succinate dehydrogenase subunit 7B, mitochondrial-like
Exons: 6
Coding region: 110-604 (164 amino acids)
Biological process (GO): translation
Cellular component (GO): ribosome
Molecular function (GO): RNA binding; structural constituent of ribosome
Source: RefSeq, a predicted model, not a curated record